This is a messenger RNA of Arachis stenosperma, 540 nucleotides long. RefSeq names its product serine/threonine-protein phosphatase 7 long form homolog. NCBI's taxonomy places the organism in Eukaryota, Viridiplantae, Streptophyta, Magnoliopsida, Fabales, Fabaceae. The record is from RefSeq and is a predicted model, not a curated record. The transcript is spliced from 4 exons. The coding region runs from base 1 to 540 and encodes 179 amino acids.
AUGGCAGCGUUUGGUUUGAGAGACAUAGACACAGUGGUACACGGUGACACAUGUCUGCUGUUUGGUUUGAGGCCUCGUCUCCUACCGUUCCGGCGAGUGACCCAUACUCUUCCUCCAAUCGAUGCCAUCAUCCCGUAUCUGGCUGAGGCCGGAUUCGGCGACACGGUGCUCCUCAGGAAUUUUACUUUUGACAACUCCUUUAUUUCAGCAAUCGUGGAGCGAUACUGUCCAGAGACGCACACGUUUCAUCUCCCGUGGGGUGAGAUGGAGACGUGGGCGUUGGUGGAGCAGUUACUCGGUGCCAGGCCUCCCGUGGCAGCACAGCAAGCUGCGCAGAGGAAGGAGUCCUUCACGCUGAAGUAUUUGAUGACCGACAAGUCCAACAAUCUGGUGCACCUUCGUUGGCUACCGCUGCUCCAGAACUUUGAGGAGUAUAGGGCAUUUUUGUGGGGCUCGACUGUGCUGGCUUGGACGUAUCGGUCACUUUGUUCGGCGACACAGCAAGGCGUCACGGAUAUCGCGGCUGCAUUCCGUUUUUGA